AAAAAAUAAAAUGAAAAUUGAUUAGUCACUAUUAAUAAUUUAUAACCUUAAACAUUUUGAGAAUUCCUUGAGUAAUCUAGACAUAGCGUAAGUCAAGGGGAAAAGAAUAUUUUUUGGACCACAGAUUCUGUGGUCAGACUAGCAUUACCAUUGUCUGUAUAAACUCAAGCUAAUGGCCAGAUAUUUUCCCACACUGCCAAGCUAAACCCUUUAUUGGCUCUUAGAAAAGAUUCAAACAUGGGUUACCCUUGAACAUAUUCACUUACUCAUUAAAUUGUGGAGCAUUCGACCACUGCCACCUGAGGAGUGGGCUUGGGAAGGAAGAGGUCACCAUGCUCGGAGCUUCGCUCACAAGCGUCUGCCUCCUCUUGCCCUCCCCCCCGGGAAUGACCAUGGAUAAAAGUGAGUUGGUACAGAAAGCCAAACUUGCCGAGCAGGCCGAGCCCUAUGACGACAUGGCUGCAGCCAUGAAGGCCGUCACGGAACAGGGGCACGAACUCUCCAAUGAGGAGAGAAAUCUGCUCUCCGUUGCCUACAAGAACGUGGUGGGUGCCCUCCGCUCUUCCUGGCGCGUCAUCUCCAGCACUGAGCAGAAAACUGAGAGGAAUGAGAAGCAGCAGCAGAUGGGCAGAGAGUACCGGGAGAAGAUAGAGGCCGAACUGCAGGACAUCUGCAAUGAUGUUCUGGAGCUGUUGGACAAAUAUCUUAUUCCCAAUGCUACACAACCAGAAAGCAAGGUGUUCUACUUGAAAAUGAAAGAUUAUUUUAGAUACCUUUCUGAGGUGGCAUCUGAAGAUAAUACCACUGUGUCGAACUCCCAGCAGGCUUACCAGGAAGCAUUUGAAAUUAGUAAGAAAGAAAUGCAGCCUACACACCCAGUUCGACUUGGCCUGGCACUGAAUUUCUCAGUCUUCUCUGAGAUUCUAAACUCUCCUGAAAAGGCUUGCAGCCUGGCAAAAACAGCAUUUGAUGAAGCAGUUUCUGAAUUGGAUACACUGAAUGAAGAGUCUUACAAAGACAGCACCCUGAUCAUGCAGUUGCUUAGAGACAAUCUCACACUGUGGAUGUCGGAAAACCAGGGAGAUGAAGGAGAUGCUGAGGAGGGAGAGAACUAACGUCUGUUGUGCUUCGUGAUCUGUUCAAUGUCACUCUGUACCCUCCACAUAUAUCCCUUUGUGUGAUUAAAAAAAAAAAGUCAUACGUUGACUUUGAAUUUUUCACAGCCUCAGCUAGCAAAAUGGUCCAUGGGAUAAACAG
Messenger RNA from Zalophus californianus (California sea lion), 1257 nucleotides. RefSeq names its product 14-3-3 protein beta/alpha-like. Gene Ontology annotation, cellular component: cytoplasm. NCBI's taxonomy places the organism in Eukaryota, Metazoa, Chordata, Mammalia, Carnivora, Otariidae. Gene Ontology annotation, biological process: signal transduction. The record is from RefSeq and is a predicted model, not a curated record.